Molecule: messenger RNA, 6270 nt
Organism: Sander lucioperca (pikeperch)
Lineage: Eukaryota; Metazoa; Chordata; Actinopteri; Perciformes; Percidae
Gene: fam53c
Product: family with sequence similarity 53 member C
Exons: 5
Coding region: 740-2050 (436 amino acids)
Biological process (GO): protein import into nucleus
Cellular component (GO): nucleus
Source: RefSeq, a predicted model, not a curated record
CCCCUCCUCCUCUUGCCUGGCACCGUAAAUGUUAUUUAUGAAUGCCUACCGCUCACGGGCGUGUGCACGCAGAUUCGUUAUUAUUAUGUUGUAAUAAUUACAAUACAUUGGACAUUGAUUACCGCCGAUGUUUAGGUUUGUCCCGGACCCUGUGGUGCUCGCUGUGUGUGGUUAAAUCCAGACUUUAAUUCAUUGUGGUCGGUUUGGUGCUGACAGCGGCGGCAGACGGAGCGGUGCUCUUUAAUAAUACUGGGUCAAUACACCGAGUCCGCCGCUGUCUGCCAACCCGCUGCAUCCACCGGAGCCGCUUCACCCCGUCACCCGGAGGUGCUGCCCGAUAAGGUGCGUUGCCAGGGGCAACAGCUGACUGACAAUGUCCUUGUGAGAGUGGGCGGGGCUACCUGGCCCUGAGGUGGUAAGGAGGAGGAGUCUCGGACUUCAGCCCCUCUCCUCCUGCGACAAACCGAACGGACGGACACACAAACGGGUGUGGCUCCCUCUUCCUCUUCCUCCUCCCCUCUCCUCCCCGUUCUCUCCCCGUUCUCUCCCCCUCUCCUCUCCGCAGCCCUCCCUCGUCUCCCCCCUCGGCCCCGUCCCCUGCCACAAUGCUGUGGUCACGCUGCUUGUGGAGAGCCUGAGGAACCAUACUCUGGAAGGCGACCCUGCUCAGCCAGGGGACUUUUCGCUGUCCCUGCUGGACCCGAAAACCCUCGCAGAGUGCUGGCCCCCAGAUGGCUUGAUGCCUGAGAGCAGCUACUGGCAGCUCUGCCCUCCCUCCAAGUCCGGCCUGCAGGGGGGGUUACUGAGCUCUAGUUUCCCCCCCGGCCCCGUGCCCCUGGUGCCCCCAGAUGCUCACCUGCAGGAGGGUGGCGACCCCCUGGACGGCACCCCCUCUCAGCCGCAGCAGCACCGUCCCCUGGCGCCCAGCACCUCAGCGUCCGAGCUGUGCCUCCCCGGAGCGCCGGUACCCCCUCCCGGCCCCGGGCCCCCUCCACCUCCUCCACCGCCCCCAAAACGGCACUGCCGUUCACUGUCGGUGCCCGAAGACCUGUCACGCUGCCGCUACACCUGGCGGCCCAGCGCCUCGCGGGUCUGGACCCCUGUCAGUCGCCAGCAGUGCCAUGGGGGAGCGGGGGGAGGGGUCACAGGUGGAGGCUUGGGGGCAGGAGGAGGGGUUAUAGGGGCAGGUGCGGCGGGGGGAGGAGCCUGUCCUCUCCGCGCUCCCAGCUCCUCUCUGAACUCGUCGCUGCACUCCUCAUCCAGCCCCACCUUCUUCAGCCUGGCGCUGUCUCCAGACUCCCCGCUGCCCUGGAGCUUCCCCUGGGACCCCAGCGAGGCGGCGGCGGGGGGAGGAGCCUGCUGCUGCUUCUUCCCAUCCCCCUCCUCCUGCUCCUCCUCGCCCUCCCCCCUCCACCCGCCUCCCCCUCCUCAGAGGCGUUUCUCCCUCUCCCCUGUGCUCAUCAGAGACUCGACGGCCUCCACCUUCCUGCCUCCGCCUCCCGUGCCGAGUCACGCGGCGGCGCGUCCGCCGAGCUGCUCGGCCGUAGCCGGAGUGACCGUGGGGGGCCCCGUGCCCGCCUCACCCUCCUCAGCCUGCAGCACGCCCUCGUCUCUGCGACGCAGUCUACCGCCGCAGCUGCCGCGCUGCCACUCGCAGCCCUGCGACCUGCUGCUGCUCAAACCAGGUCUGAAGAGACGCCGCGACCCCGACAGACCCUGCGCUCGACCCGUCCUCGACUUCACCAAGAUGACUCAGACUCGCAGCAUCGACCCGCAGUGUCUGGAGCGCGGCGGCGGCAGGCUGGCCUGCGGUGGUGACGUCUGCAUGGGCAUGGAGUCCUUCAUGGGCGACUUCCGGGGCUCCUGCUCGCCGGCCGAGUGCCUGGGUAGGACCAGCAUCGGGCCGCUGAGCGAGAGCGACGAGGAGUGCCCCGAGGACGAUGACGAGGACGACGGCGAGGAGGAGGCCGAGGAGCGUGAGGCCGCUCAGCAGGCAGUGUUUGAGAGGGAUUGUACAGAACUCGACUUGAACUUAAUAGAAGAAAACUGACUUAUUUGUAAAUGGAAGGCUGUUCUCUUUCAGUUUUUUUUAUUUAGUUUUGAAUUGAUCUGAACCCCCUCCCUUCUUCCUGGACCACCAUUGUCUCAACACUCCGCGCCUCCUUGCCACCAAUCAGCAAGGCUCUCAGGAACAACACCUUCUCUCAUUGGAUGAGCUGGGGUAAACAAAGCUGAUUGACGACGACAGUAAUGAUGUGACUACCACCUGUAAAGACUCAACGCUGUGGAAUCCUCCUGGCUGCUUUUUAACAUUUGUGCUGUUAGAAAGUUAGUUUUUAAGGUGAGAGUAACUCUGGUCGCCUGUGACGAGAGGAAAGUAUUCAACAGGGAAACCCCUCCUGCAUCUGUCCUUCAGUUACCAAUAUGAUCAACAAUGCAUCGUCAUGCUAACACACCAACAGCCCAUUGUUCAGGUACCUGAAGCCCAGAUGCAGAUGUUUUCCCACCUCUGUGACUGGACUCCGUCAGUCCAGGUGCAUCGCGGCGUCCUGGUGUCUUCCAACACACAGCUGCUGAGUCUCCGUAACAAACCACAGUCUGAUGAGGCCGUCGCCGCACUGCAGCGCCAAACCUGACACGCCAUCACCACGUCCAACACCAACACCAGACCUCUUACCUCAAAGAGCUGCUUUAAUCUUCAGUCAGGAUUUAAAAGGUCAGUUUACCUAAAUCAAAAGACAUAUUUCCUAUCGUCCCUUUCAGCAGUAAUUAAGUAGUAAUUAAGUAAGUAACAAAACAAAUCUUAGUUUAAAUCUAUCGCAGCCCUCAAUAGACGUCUCAGAUAGAGAUUUAUAUUUUUAUCUGAGUAAAGCAUUUUAGUUUGUGACAAUGUCAUUACGAAUACAUGUUAAUAUCGAGGCGUUGUUAUAUUCAUCAUGAUAUUAAGAAUGAUCAGAGUCAAUCAUCUUUUAUUGGCACAACUUUAUAACAGUAAAUAGUUCAGACGCUGGUGUCGUAUCAAAACCACUACUGCAAAUAAACCACACACACACACACACACUAUGUGACCUCAGCGUGGUGAUGCGUUCAGGUUCGCUGCUGUUUCGUGGUGUCGUUUCAUCAGGCUUCACUGAGGGCAGGUAGCCACUGAUGCUGUUGUUCACCUGAGUGUUCACACAUUCCUGUCAUACACCUGUCACUACACACUCCUGCUCAUUCACUCAAACCUGUGUGUGUGCGUGCGUGCGUGCGUGUGAACCCCCUGGUGGUUGUGUGACUUGUGUCCAGAUUAUGUCCUGAUAUAAUUUACCCGCAUAGACACCCGGCCGUCUGAAGAUGUUUUAUUUAAAUCGUCCUCUCUGAGUGGCCAACAUGUACGACUUCUGUGCUCACGUUUCCAAACUUUUUAAACAAAAUUUCCAGAAAACGGUCAAAAGAACGCGUGUAAUGUAGACGAUAAACAGCUGGCUGAGCUAAUUCUCCAGUUGGUGCCAUUAAACUACUGCAGAAGAAGAAGAGGUGAUUACAAGAGCUCCAGUCAAAGCUUAAAUGUUGGAAAUAUGACGUUUCUGUUUUUUUUAUGUAUUAUGGUGAGGGAGGUUACAGUCUCCCCAUUGCUCCGCACAGGUCUCAUGUGUUCAGCUCUUCAUGCUUCAUGUAUAUAAGUCAUAAUGUAUUCACUCAGUCUGUUUCUGCUGUUAUCCACACAACUACUUUUACAACUCAGACAGAAAGGGAAACUUUAUUGCGAUUAUUGAGCUUUUAUUUGGAAUUUCCAGCGUUUCGGUGUUGACCAUAAUAGAAUGACCAAUUCAGGGUUAAAAUGCGGGCUGAAUCGGUUCUGUUUCUGCAUGAGGAUUGUUUGAAAUGUUUAGUGCUGAUACCUCAGCUUCUGUUAUUGUAUCAGCGUCCCUUUACAUAAAUUAUAUGAUUUACUUGUAGAAAUAUAAACAUGUUUUUCUACAAAAUAACAACUUCUUUCAUUGAACAGAAACUGUCAAAGAUGUUACAUUUUGUCUAAACACAAGUACAUUUAUAAUAAGUCAACAGGAUUAUGAAUCUGGGCAAACAUUCAAUGCUAACCUUCAGUACUUGACAGUUUUCAAUACCCCAUAUAAUUCAUUUACAGAAAUCAAAUUCCGGUUGCUUUUAUUCUCUAUCUGGAUUUAAUCUUGAUGCUUAAGAUGCACAGAACCACCAGGUAUGGAUGUAAUGUCAGGAAAGUCGUCUGAAAAAUGCUUGCAGGUUAUGUUUUCUAUUUUCUCCAACUUUUGCUUGGAACCAAGAACAAAAGCUCUACGUUUAAGGUCUCCGAACCUUUUACAUCGUUUCACUGAGCGUCAAGCUGCACCGCUGCAUAAAGGACCACACGGCCUGUUUCACAUGUUUUUAGCUUUUCUACCGAGAAUCAUACUUCACAUUCCUGCUGGUCACUUCAAAUCCUCCGUUACGUUUCAGAUUGAUCGACCUGUAGUGAGAUAAUCCAUCACAGCCCGUGUUUUUUUUUUGACUUUGUGGUAAUACAGUUGGAAAUCUCUUUGGUGAUGCAUUCAAAGACACUCUCACGUCCAAGAGUUGAUGGGAAGCUGCAGAAAAAGCAUCUAAGAGCGACGUUGUUAGAGACUCAGACCCAGAAGACAAUCAACAAGUUAACAAGAACAUCAUGUUUGAAAAAGAAAAUGUGUGUUGGGUCAUUUCAGUGCAGCAGACGACUCAGAGCAUGUUGAAAUGUCCCUGAAUGCACCAUAAAUAGGACAGAGUUACGAUUAAAGUGACUAAAACGUAAAGGUAUUUGUAUGUUGACUGUGAUGGAUUAUCGUCAUUUAUAAUUGUGGCAACUUUACUGUUAAAUUUUAGUUUGUUUAAACUCAACAGCAGCAAAUUCACUUUGUAAAAGAUUGUUUUUGUGUUAGCGAGUUGUUUUCAUUCAGAGAGUUUCAGUUUUGUGAUUGUUUCUCUGUCUGUCAGAUUUCAUCUGUCACAUUGUUGAGGGGGUAAAAAAAAUUAUUUUUUAACUGAAAAACAUCCUCUUGCACUUUAAAGGAACUGUUCAACAUUUUGAGAAAUACUUUUACAUUUUCUUGAUAGUGUAAUGUUCAGGUGGAUAUCAGUCAACUGUUUAUGUGCUAAACAUUCUAUGCUCUUGUCAAAGCCACCAGACUCCAUUGACAAAAACAGCAAUUUUACCUCCGAACAAGGGAGUUGCUGGUCUACCGCUGCCUUGAUCGGUUAGUUAGUUAGUUUGUUUGUUUGUGUUAUUGCGUGACUUUGGUGUUUUAAAGGGUUAGGAACUAACAAAACUAACAAACAAAGUAGACCAGCAACUCCUGUGUUUUGCGAGGUAAAAUCAAUGUUUUUGUCAAUGGAAUCUGGUUUGAUUGAUGAGAGCAUAGAUAGCGGCUUCAGUUCGCCCUGUGUAAACUUAAAACAGGGCUGGGUGUAUUUUUGGUAUCUUUGGUUUCCUCUUGCUUCCAGUCUUAAUAAGCUUGGCUAACCACAUCCUGACUCUAGGUCUGUACUGAGCACACAGACAUGAGAUCAAUAUUCUCAUCUGAACAUCUCUCACAGAGGAAGAGAAUAAGACUAUUUAUCAAAUGUUGAACUACUCUUUUAAGGUAAGGUUGAAGUUUGCUAUAAGCUAACAUGUUAGCUCCACGUGCUGUCUACUAGAACUAACUUGUUGGAAAAAAAAAUGUAAGGCUAAGUUCACCCAAAUUUACAAAACAAUUGAGAAUGAAAGAUUACAUUUUAAAAACAGAAAUUUGUCCAGAAACAAUGUCCCUCUAGCACACAUAUACAAACAAAAGUCCCUGUAACACACAUACAAACAAAAUGUCCCUGUAUCAUAUACACACAGUGUAAGACACAAAAUAACACCCCUCUCCGCACUCCCGCCUGCUUUGUUUUUGUUGAUCACUCCAUAACACCCAACAUAAGCCUUAACUGAACAUAUUCUAUUAUUCUGUAAAUCAAAAAACAUUAAAAAGAAAAAAAAGGAAAAGACUAACGGAGAAGAAAAGGAAAUGUGUACUGUAGCUGUUAAAUUUUUAGUCCCUCUGUUCAUUAUUUUCUGCUGUUUUUUCUUAAUAUUUCUAAUCUGAUGUCUGAGCGUGACAAUGUGUCAGCGAUGAACGCAUCCGUGUUUUGAAAAAAUAAAAGAAGCUUCGGGACGGAGGAGGAGCUGUAAAUGGAGGAGCACUCGUGUACAAAGUUAGCGGAGAGACUCGGACAUCUCUUGUCUUUUAGAAAUGUUUUUUAUUGUAUGUGAUU